Ilex paraguariensis (yerba mate) is the source of this 603-nucleotide messenger RNA. The record is from the annotation of a GenBank genome assembly. NCBI's taxonomy places the organism in Eukaryota, Viridiplantae, Streptophyta, Magnoliopsida, Aquifoliales, Aquifoliaceae.
AUGUAUAAAAAAUGUCCUUGUAUAAACCAUUAUAUCAGAUUUAAGUACCUAAUUAUUGUUUGGAUGUCAAUAGGCUUCACUUGUUGGAGCUUGGCAAUGGUGCUUACCUCUUUUUCUGUUGUUGCUACGACGUUGCCUUUUGGAAAAACCACUACUUCAUAUACCUCUUUGUCCAAGAAAUUGCUUUCUUUAUUGCGGGGGUUUGUUAUGUUGGCACCUUUGUUCCCAACUCUUAAUGGAACUUCUGAAGUGACUCUCAAUAUAGUUCAUUGUGGUGUCUCUCACCCUAUACUUUUGCCUUCCUCGGCACCACAUGUAAAAAGAAACAUGCAGGCUAUUCUUUGAGGUAAAGGUACAGUUCGAUUAUGUGGCUCUUGACACCAUGCAGAGAAGAUAACAAGAAGAAACAGCAGGGAAGCGAAGGAAUAGUACUCUGCGUUUUUCAUUACCAGUAGAUUUGAAAUUGUGAGAUCUUUGUAGAAUUUUUUCCCCUCCUUUUUAUUGUGGUUGGGUUUGUUUGAAGAUUAAACUGAUGAGAGAUUUUUUAAAAACAAAAUUGUAGCUCGUUUUUGCUCCUUGUAGUGAUGUUUUGUACCUUUGGGC